Macadamia integrifolia is the source of this 2401-nucleotide messenger RNA. Its product is annotated as inositol transporter 4-like. The transcript is spliced from 7 exons. Gene Ontology annotation, biological process: transmembrane transport. Bases 298 to 2058 code for a protein of 586 amino acids. Gene Ontology annotation, cellular component: membrane. Lineage: Eukaryota; Viridiplantae; Streptophyta; Magnoliopsida; Proteales; Proteaceae. Gene Ontology annotation, molecular function: myo-inositol:proton symporter activity. The record is from RefSeq and is a predicted model, not a curated record.
CUCGGACACAAAUGAAUAAAGGGUUGAGACCGUGAGAGAGCCUCUCCAAAGUCUUCAGAUCAUCGGGAGAGCAUUUCUAACGUUGCAGCUUAUCUGAACUUACCCUCUCUUCAUCUGCUGCAGCAGCAGCAUCAUAUAUACAAAAAAAAAAAACUUCAGAAGCAAAUCCAGAUAGAGAAAAAGGUAUAGAUUUUUUCUAAGUGCAAAGACGUAUACAUUGCAGGUUUUAACUAAAUCUACUCUCUUAUAACAAUAUUGGUGAACUUAGAGGCUUUUAGUCUUCAUUAAGUAUCAAACAUGGUGGAGGGAGGGGUUCACAAAGCGGACGCAGAAGAGUUCGCAGAGUGCUUCACAACAACAUGGAAGCAUCCAUUUAUCAUGCGCCUUGCCUUAUCUGCUGGCAUUGGAGGUCUUCUCUUUGGCUAUGACACAGGAGUUAUCUCUGGUGCCCUUCUUUAUAUUCGAGAUGACUUUCCAUCUGUUGAGAAGAAAACAAUUUUACAGGAAGUCAUUGUGAGCAUGGCAGUAGCAGGAGCCAUAGUUGGUGCUGCAGCUGGUGGAUGGAUAAAUGAUAGGUUUGGAAGAAAAAUGUCAAUUUUGGGAGCAGAUUUUUUGUUCUUUGCUGGUGCAGUGAUCAUGGCUUUUGCCCCUAAUCCCGAAGUUAUAAUUGUGGGAAGAGUUUUUGUUGGGUUGGGAGUUGGAAUGGCUUCCAUGACUGCACCUCUUUACAUAUCAGAAGCUUCCCCUGCUAGAAUUAGAGGGGCUCUAGUUAGCAUGAAUGCUCUGUUGAUUACAGGAGGACAAUUUUUGUCAUACCUUAUAAAUCUUGCCUUCACAAAGGUCAAUGGAACUUGGCGUUGGAUGCUUGGAGUGGCAGGACUUCCAGCUCUGAUUCAAUUUAUAUUGAUGUUGUCCCUUCCAGAGUCCCCUAGGUGGCUCUACAGAAAUAACAAGACAGAGGAAGCCGUCGGCAUUUUGAGGAAACUAUAUCCUGAAGACCAAGUUGACAUAGAAGUGGAGGCCUUAAGACAAUCUGUCAAAAAUGAAAUAGCUCAAGAGGGCAGCAUUGGUAGUGGUAACAUUUUCACUAUGUUUGGGAACGCAUGGGGUAGUAUUGCUAUCCGUAGGGGGCUUAUUGCUGGUGUUGGGUUGCAAGUGGCUCAACAGUUUGUUGGAAUCAACACAGUUAUGUAUUAUAGUCCCACCAUUGUUCAAUUGGCUGGAUUUGCUUCCAAUAAGACAGCUUUGGCUCUCUCUCUUAUUACUUCUGGUCUCAAUGCUGUGGGUUCCGUUAUUAGUAUAUUCUUUGUUGAUAGAUCUGGGAGGAGGAAGCUGCUAAUUCUCAGUUUGCUGGGAAUCAUAUUUUGGCUUGUCGUGUUAUUUAUUGUUUUUGACUUGGCAGCUAUCCAUUCUCCAGCAGUUAGUAAUUUAGAAUCUAUCAAAUUUGGUAAAAAUAAUACAUGUUCACAUUACCUUGGAGCCCCUGAUGCAUCAAGAUGGAGUUGUAUGACAUGCUUGCAAGGAUCUACAGAUUGUGGGUUUUGUGCUCUUGGAAAAAAACAUCUUCAACCAGGUGCAUGUUUGGCUUUAAACGACGGAAUGAGAAAUUCAUGCAAAGGCGAACAUGGUGAAUGGUUCACUAGAGGAUGUCCAAGCAGUUUUGGAUUCUUGGCAUUAUUGGGCUUGGGGCUCUACAUUAUCUCUUAUUCACCUGGAAUGGGAAGUGUCCCUUGGCUUGUGAACUCAGAGAUUUACCCAUUGAGAUAUAGAGGAUUUUGUGGAGGCAUUGCCGCUGUUGCUAACUGGGUAUCAAACCUUUUUGUUAGUCUAACGUUCUUGUCUUUAACUGAAGCUCUUGGCUCAGCCUACACGUUUCUCCUGUUUGCUGGUUUUUCUUUCUUGGGUUUAGUAUUCAUCUACUUCAAUGUACCAGAGACCAAAGGCCUACAAUUUGAGGAAGUUGAGAAAUUGCUGGAAAGAGGUUUCAAGCCUUGGCCUUUCAACAAAGGAUCAGACAAAGGAGAAAGAAGCUCACUUGAGAUGAAACCAGUCGAGUGAUUGAAUAGCACUUCUCUUACUUCAUUUUAUCUUGUUAAUCAUAAGGACCUUAUUAGGCCAUUGAUUUUACCUCUUCCUUUUAGUUAUGUUUCUGCAAAUUCCAGCAGAAAAUCUAGGUCUAGGUCAACUAUAGCAAUUCUUCAUCCAUAAAUUUGGGGUUCUCCUGCGAAGCAGGGGAUAAGGCUGUGAACAUUUGUCCCUCCCAAACCCUGCAAUAUCGGUAGCCUCGUGCACUGGGUUGCCCUUUUUUUGUAGUUAAUUGUUUCUUCAAUGUAUAUAUUGGUGAAUACUGUAAUUGUUUCUACUAUGUAUAAAUUGGGGAAUACUGUAAUGACUUUCAUUU